Molecule: messenger RNA, 3225 nt
Organism: Oncorhynchus gorbuscha (pink salmon)
Lineage: Eukaryota; Metazoa; Chordata; Actinopteri; Salmoniformes; Salmonidae
Gene: ankrd55
Product: ankyrin repeat domain 55
Exons: 11
Coding region: 519-2798 (759 amino acids)
Molecular function (GO): protein binding
Source: RefSeq, a predicted model, not a curated record
UGAAAACAUCCCCAUUCACCACCGGCAGGCUGCGUUUUGACUCUCUGUCUUGCACAUGCUCAGUGAGACUUCAGUCGUGAAUCUUUUCAUUCAUGCUGUACAUCUCUUCCUCCAUCGCCUGGCUAGGCAAGCUGCUGCUGUAGCCUCCACCUUACCUCCACUCUGCUCUGUGCUGUCUCUGACAAUGGAUGAUUGAUUUCUCCAUCCCUCCCGUUUAUCAAUCGCUCCUCAGUGGGGAAAAGAAACAAGAAACAGGGGGAACACAAGACUGUCUUGGGGGAAUUCUUCUCUCUCCUCUCUUCUUUCCUGGAAUGGAUGGAUGAAGAUUUAUAUUGGUCAUGUAACCCUCUUCAAGGCAGUAGAAGACGUGAGAGAAGAGGGGGAAGAGGAGGAGGAGAAGCAGAUGAGCGAUGUCUUGGGCUACAGUGUGAGGGAGGUUUUCAACAGAGGCAUAUGUGCAUCUCUAGUCUCUUGUCUCAGUGUUGAUUUUGGACAGAUGAUGAUGUUUUAGUUUGACCAUGGAGUUCAGCGCGUCAUCCGUGUUUGACCAGCAGAAAGAUUCUGCUGAAGAAGUGGAUCUGAACGUCGUUUACCAAGCAGCUGCCAAUGGGGAUGUCAACACAUUAACAGCAACCAUACGGGAGGAUCCCUCUAUUUUGGAGUACUGUGAUGGUGAAGGCUCCACCCCUUUGAUGCAUGCGGUGUCGGGGAGGCAGGUGGACACGGUGAAACUCCUGCUGAAGAUGGGUACCUCCAUCAAUACCCAGGAUGCCUGUGGAAGGACUUCGCUCUCCCUAGCGACAUAUCUGGGGUGGCUCGAAGGCUGCGUGUGUUUGCUGCGAAAUGGAGCCAAGCAGAACAUCCCCGAUAAAAAUGGUCGCCUGCCUCUUCACGCAGCUACCGCUGAGAUCGACCUCAAACUCAUGGCAGUCCUGUUGCAGCAAUCGACUGCGUGUGAAAUCAACCACCAAGACAACGAGGGCAUGACUGCUCUUCAUUGGGCAUCUUUCCACAACCGUCCUGAGCAUGUGCAGGCUCUCCUGCAGAAAGGGGCGGAUCCCACACUGGUGGACAAGGACUUCAAGACAGCCCUCCAUUGGGCAGUGCAGAGUGGCAGCAGAUUCAUGUGUUCUCUCAUCCUGGAGCACAGCCUUGGCUCCUCGGUCAUCAACUACGAUGACGAAAACGGCAAGACCUGCGUGCACAUCGCUGCUGCCGCUGGAUACAGCGCCAUCCUCUAUGAGUUGGCGCGCUUUGCCGAGACUAACCUGCAGGCCUUGGAUGUGGACGAACGGACCCCUCUUCAUUGGGCGGCAGCAGCGGGGAAAGAGGACUGUGUCCAGGCCUUACUGCAACUAGGGGUGGAGACAGGGCCCAGGGACAUCAACGAGAACACACCGCUCACAUAUGCAAUGUACUGUGGCCACACUGCCUGCAUCAAGCUCCUCUCAGCUGACAACAGAUCCAAUUCAGCCAGAAAGCUGCCUUCCCAGGGCAGUGAUCCAUCCCAGCUACCUUCCCAGGGCAGUGAUCCAUCCCAGCUACCUUCCCAGGGCAGUGAUCCAUCCCAGCUACCUUCCCAGGGCAGUGAUCCAUCCCAGCUACCUUCCCAGGGCAGUGAUCCAUCCCAGCUACCUUCCCAGGGGAGUGACCCAUCCCAGCUGCCUUCCCAGGGCAGUGAUCCAUCCCAGCUACCUUCCCAGGGGAGUGACCCAUCCCAGCUGCCUUCCCAGGGGAGUGACCCAGCCCAGCUGUCUUUCCAGGGGAGUGACCCGGCUCAGAUGAAGGAGGGCAAGUUCCGCAUGCUCAACCAGAUUUUCUCUUGUAAGAGGAAGGAGCACUACACCACCCGCCAGAGAGAGCUGGGCCGCGACGGACACCUGAGGGAGGAGACCUCAGAGGUGGAUGACAUCAUCACCAUGUUCGAUUGUCUGGCUGACUCCUCUUCAGCCAAGGAGCUUGAAAACGAACGCUCCAAAGUCAGGAAACGGCCUUCGAUCGAAGCAGCGCAGAAACUCAAUCCACUCGACAUCCGGACGGCGAAGGACUACAAGGGACUGCCUCCUAUACGGACGCAAAGCCUUCCACCCAUCAAUCUGGGCACGUCUUUGUUGGCCAUCUCCCAGAGUGCUGUGGAGCAGAGUCAAGCCACGAGGCCGAUGGUCAACCACUUUGCACACCGCUCUCAGAAAAGCAAGAGUGAGCAUGACUUAUUUGACAGCAGGCCGAAGGGACAAGCGUUGGUCAGUCAUUCCUGGAAGACCGAGGCCAAUCAGUCCAUUUUGGCCCACAAAUCCUGGAUAUCACCCCCACCAGAAAGGCUGUUGGACAAACUGUACCAUGAGACUUAUGGACCUACUGAUGUCAUCUGCCCACACCAAGCCCCAUACAUACAGAAGAACCAACAAGCUCCAAAUACACACCUGCUAACUCUGGACAGGUUAAACAUGAGGGAGACUGCACUAACACGGAACUGCUUGGCCCCCAUUCGUGACCACUGUACCCACCGGUUCUCCUUGCCACCAGACCAAGUCUCUAAAGGGGUGAGGAAGUCCAAGUCCCUGCCUCUCAACACCCUUUGUCGGGGACAAGGGGGUCUCCCGCCGCCAGUGACCUCCAAGUCCCAGAGGCCAGGGAUCCCCCAAAGCCCGUCCGUGUGCUCCUUCCUGCCCAUGCUGAAUGGAGACCCUCUGAGGAGCGUGCAGGUGCUCCCUGCCAUCCCAUCCCAGAGGAAAUACAGCCCCACUGUGGGCCAUCCCAAAAUGGACACCCUCAGUAAACUGGACAACAGAACCUAAUGCAACCGCAUAGCUCAUUGGAGGCUUGGGGAGAUAUGUGGUGGAGUGGACCUGAUUGGAAACUGGACUUGGCAGGGUUAGCUAACAGCAGGCUAUUUUCUGUGGAAUUUUGUAAGGUCUGAAUGAAAUUUGUCCCUAAGUGUAAAUAAAAAAAAUUAUAAUUGUCUCAGAGUGUAAAAACUGACUAAACUCAUCAAGAGGAACUCUACUGUAUGCCACAGUAAAUUGCUCAAGACUUUGCAAACAUUUGUUAAUAAACAGCAUCCUAUUUUUACACGUUUAUACUGUACUUAGUGGUGGAAAUUCCACAAUUCAAGGCAUGCACUGUGUACUGUUUGAUUUUCUUGCACUUUGAAGUUGAGACUUUAUGUUGAGGUUGUCAUGUGACUGUUUCACUAAAUUAAUAAAAUAUAUGACAUUUUUGUUA